Suillus subalutaceus is the source of this 678-nucleotide messenger RNA. RefSeq lists its product as uncharacterized. The transcript has a single exon. The record is from RefSeq and is a predicted model, not a curated record. The coding region runs from base 1 to 678 and encodes 225 amino acids. NCBI's taxonomy places the organism in Eukaryota, Fungi, Basidiomycota, Agaricomycetes, Boletales, Suillaceae.
AUGUCAUUUGAUCUUUCCUUGCCAGGCAUUACAGUCAGUAUUGAGUCUCCUUCACAAUAUCAACAAAUCUUAAUUUCAACAGGGAUAUGCAUGGGAUCACACCAAGUCAAGACUGUGGUGCCCUGGGGCGAUUUGGUUAAGAACCAGUCCAACUUUUUUGACAGCACUUACUGGCUUGCCAAUGUACAGUUGGUGGAGCCAUCAAAGAUGGACAAAGCAGAUGUCACUACUCUAUUGGAUUUCUGGCAUCACCAACAGGAAAAGAAGCUUCGUCCCACCUUCUGUUUCAAAGCAUGGAAAGACAGUGAUGGUGACAUGGAGAUGCCGGCAAAGUCAUUCCUGAAAACAUUGUGGCGAGCUACUCAGCAUGCCAAAGACCAUGGUGCUCGAAAGGCCAGACGUGACACAGGACACCAAUACAAUGAUGAGCAAAGCACUGAUGGGGGACAGGUGGAGGAGGAGGAUCGUAAAUCUACCAACGAUGAUGAGGAGAGAGCAUCAAUUGUCUCCAAUGACAGAGAAGAACCAUCACCUCCAACAGUAACUAUGAGAGGAUGCCAUUCGACCAACACAUCUAAUGAGGCGAUACAGCCUGCCAGGUCAAACAUGAUCAGGAAAUUGGCAGUUGCUCUGAAGACACCGCAGGCAGCGCCGAAAUCAGCGGGUACAAAUACCUGA